CCCUCCACUGUCCAGGAAGCUGGGGACGGGGCUGCUGCUGGAACCUGCACGCCUGUGCAACCCGUGGUCCGACCCACUGAGGACUCAGGUUGGCUCCAGGCGGCGUUAGGACCCUGCGGAGCGCAGGUGAGACUAACAGCUGGAAGAGCUCCCUGGCCGCUGAGGACCCCGCAGGGGAAGGUGGGUCCUGGUCAGGAUCCGCAGCCCCAGUAGGAGCGGCCCCGCCCCUCAUGUCACCGGGAGAAACCCUGGACCCGGUUCCUGACAGCUUCAUCCUGCAGCCUCCAGUCUUCCACCCGGUGAUUCCGUAUGUCACAACCAUUUUUGGUGGCCUGCACGCAGGCAAGAUGGUCAUGCUGCAGGGCGUGGUCCCGCUGCGUGCCCACAGGUUUCAGGUGGACUUCCAGUGUGGCUGCAGCCUGCGCCCCCAGCCGGACAUCGCCAUCCACUUCAACCCCCGCUUCCACACCACCAAGCCCCACGUCAUCUGCAACACCCUGCUCAGCGGACGCUGGCAGAGGGAGGCCCGCUGGCCCGGCCUGGCCCUGCAGAGAGGGGCCGGCUUCCUCAUCCUCUUUCUCUUUGGGAACGAGGAGGUGAGUGUGGAUGGACGGCACUUUCUCCACUACCGCUACCGGAUCCCGCUGUCUCGGGUGGACACCCUGGGCAUAUUUGGUGACAUCUUGGUGAAGGCUGUUGGAUUCCUGAACAUCAGUCCGUUUCAGGAGGGCAGCAGAGAGUAUCCCACGGGACACCCCUUCCUGCUGCAGAGUCCCAGGCUGGUUCGCUCUGAGCCUGAGGGACGAGGCCGCCCGUGCUCCUGUGACACUCAGGGCGUCCUUCACAGACAGAACGCUGGCCUGGGUGUCGCCCUGGGGACGCAAGAAGCUGAUCUCAGCCCCCUUCCUUUUUCACCCCCAGCGAUUCUUCGAGGUGCUGCUCCUGUGCCAGGAGGGGGCGCUGAAGCUGGCACUCAAUGGACAGGCUGUGGGCACCACCAGCCUGGACCAGCAGACCCUGGAGAGGCUGCGGGAGCUCCAGAUCCGUGGAAGCAUCCAACUCUACUGUGUCCACUACUGAGGAGGAUUCCAAGGGGACCCGGCCAGAGAGAGGAAGGCCAGUCCACUCCCAGGGCCCAUGGACAGGCCCACUCUGCGGCCUUCACUAGACCCUCCUCCCGCCACCGUGGUGUCAGGCCUGGUUCACGUCCGGGUCACAAGCCUACGGCUGCAGGGGAGCUGGGCCCCCAGCAGAGGAGGCACUGGGGGUAAAGGUGGCUCCAACUCUGUCCUCCACCAGGGGCCUGGAUUUGGGUCAUCUUCCUUCAGGCCCUAGCGCCCACUCAUGUGGACGGGUUUUGCGGCCUGAUAAGAGUAGUGAAAAGUACAGUUGUUUAAAGAAUUCAGACAUUUAUUUCAUUCUUACCUAGAGGUUCUGGAGAAGGUGGCCCAGGCCAUGGGACAGCUCUGCCCCUCCUGCCCUGGAGCUCUCUGGCCCUGUCUUAGACG
Molecule: messenger RNA, 1508 nt
Organism: Sciurus carolinensis (gray squirrel)
Lineage: Eukaryota; Metazoa; Chordata; Mammalia; Rodentia; Sciuridae
Gene: Lgals12
Product: galectin 12
Exons: 9
Coding region: 231-1271 (346 amino acids)
Biological process (GO): lymphatic endothelial cell migration; intrinsic apoptotic signaling pathway
Molecular function (GO): integrin binding; lactose binding
Source: RefSeq, a predicted model, not a curated record